AUGGAAGAAACAAAUACAGAUUCAACGGUUUGUGAACCAGUUAUUCUUGGUACUAAUGAACGAGUGAUUCUUAGUACCAAUGAACCCGUUAUUCUUGGUACUAAUGAACGAACGAUUCUUAGUACCAAUGAACCAGUUAUUCUUGGUGCUAAUGAACGAGCAAUUCUUAGUACCAAUGAACCAGUUAUUCGUAGUACUAAUCAACCAGUGAUUCUUGGUACUAAACGAGUUAUUCGAGGUAAUAAUCGAGCAGCCAUUCGUGGUAAUAAUCAAACAAUUAUUCAUGGUAGUAAUGAACCUGCUAUUCUUGAAAAAGGUAUUAAAGGAACAGUUGUUACGGUGAAUCGGAUGAAACAUUAUGCAUUUAUAAAACGGAAAGAUAAAAUUGAAUCUCGAGAUAUAUUUGCUCGAGAAGCAUCAAUCCUUAAUGAAAUUCACCAAAGAAAAUUUUUCGUUGCAGACACCUGCAAGUUCGAUAUUAUGAAAACGCAACGUGGCGUAGAAGCUGUGAAUAUUAAGAUCGAGGAACGUAACAUCAACAGUAUUUCAAAAUUACCGAAAAUACCAAAAAAAAAAGAAAACAAUGAACCACAGACACAAAUUUCAUCGGAACUCUUUAAAUCAACAAUAAGAGCAGAUGCUCAUAAAAUUGAACGACAAAGCGAUGAAAUGAAAAUAGAAGAAAAUAAAAGAAGAGCAGAUGCUCAUAAAAUUGAACGACAAAACGAUGAAUUGAAAAUAGAAGAAAAUAAAAGAAAAGCAGAAGCUCUUAAAAUUGAACGACAAAAUGAUGAAUUUAAAACUCAGGAAAAUGAAAGAAGAUUAAAAUCACUUAAAAUUAAACGUGAAGAGGAAGAAUACAAAGAGGAAGAGAGAAGAAGAAAUGCAUCAAGAAUGCGUAUGAGUCGAGAUAAAUACGAAAAUAAUUUUCAUCUCAUGAAAUUAAAUUAUGAAUCAAAAAUAAAAGAAGGACCUACUCACAUUUGCAGUUGUUGUGGUGGUUUAUGGUUCGAAUAUUCAAUCAGAGAAUUGACAAUUGAGAUGUUAACAAACAAAGGAUUAAAAAAAGAAUUUAUUGAUAAUGUUUGUUAUCUCAAAAAUACAAUCGUUAAAUUAUGUGUCACUUGUAGAAAGGACAUCAUGUUGAAUAAAGUACCCAAUCUUUGUCUAUCUAAUGGUUUAGCAUUCUAUGAAGUACCGGAUUGCUUGAAAAUCUUGACUGAAUUAGAAGAAAGAUUGAUAUCACCAAGAAUUCCUUUUAUGGUGAUUCGAACUUUAGGGUUUUGUAAACAAUUUGGUCUCAAAGGUAAUUUAGUAAAUGUUCCCAUGAAUGUUGACACAAAUGUUUCAAUAUUACCCAGAAGUUUUAGCGAUACUCAUACAAUUCAACUUAAACUCAUGAGACAAAUGAAAAAUAAGAAUGCUUUUAUGUAUGAAACAAUCCGACCGAAAGUUGUACAUACAGCUAUAAAAUACCUUAUUGAACAGGAACUAUAUAAAGAUGAAGGUAUUGUUAUAUCUAAUGAUUGGAUUAAGGAAUAUUCAAAUGAAAGAGAAAAUUUCAUCGUCAAUGACGAAGAUAAAAAACUUAAUGUGAAUGAAAAUAGGGGAGAAGUUUUUGAUGAUGAUGAUGACGACGAUUGGAAUGAACUUGACGACAAGCCAAUAAGUCCAGGAGAUACUGAAACAUUGUUAAAUGAUGAGACUAACAAUCAAAAUGAUAUUGGUAUUAAGUUUGCUCCAGGAGAAAAUAACAGACCGAUAUCUAUUUUAAUGGAUUUGAAAGUUGACGAGUUAACAUUUCCAAAAAUUUAUUGUGGAAAACAACGAAAAAUUAAAGAAAAUGUUAGACUGACUUAUGCUAAAAUUGCUAAGUCAGAAUUAAGAAUGUUUGAUAGAAGAUGUGGUAGAGUAUCGAAACUAUUUUUCACAUAUAAGAAACUACAAACAAGAAAAUUCUCUGAUGCUAUUUCGAUAAAUUUGAGAAAAACAAAAAAUACGAAAAACGUAACUGUUGCACAAAUGCUUAAUCGAGAUUAUGUAAAUGGGCUAAUACAUACUGAUGAUGCUUUUACAUUCUUGAGAUGUGAUCGAUCUUCACCAGCAUUUUGGGAAAUGAAAAAGAAGGAACUUCUAGCAAUGUUCAGACAAUUAGGAUGUCCAACAAUAUUUCUGACAUUGUCAGCGGCAGAAACAAAAUGGUCAGAAAUUAUUGUAAUAUUGACUCAAGUGUUAGAAAAUAAAGUAAUCACAUUGGAAGAAGCAGAAAACUUGAGCUACGAAAAAAAAUGUGAUUUAAUAAGAAAAGAUCCUGUGACAUGUGUUCGUUAUUUUGAACAUAGAUUAAAAUGUUUAUGGGAAAUAUUAUUAGCACCUUGUGGUCCAUUUGAAGGCAAUGGAUUAGAAGAUAAAUACAUCAGAGUUGAAUUCCAAUUUCGUGGCUCACCACAUAUUCAUGUUUUUAUAUGGCUAAAAAAUGCUCCAAAAUAUGACAAGAAUAAUCCUAAGUCCAUUGAGCAAUGUAUAGAGUUUAUUGAUAAACUGAUUUCAGUUAAUGCGAAACCAACUGAAUUUUCUGAAGAACUUAUAAAUGUGCAACGUCAUAAACACUCACAUACUUGUAAAAAACAUGUAAAAAAUGGGAUUAAAUGUCGUUUUGGUAUUCCAUAUUUUCCGAUGAGAAAAACGAUGAUUCUAGAACCAUUUAGUGAUGAUGAAAAGUUUACAAAAAAAGAACGUGAAGAAAUCAGUAAAAAUAGACAGAACGUAAUUGAAGAACUUGGAAAAAUAUCAAAAGAUACAGAUAAUUCAUUAACUUUUGAAGAAUUUUUGGAACAUGUUAAUAUAAAUGAAGAAGAAUAUAUUAAAAUGAUUCGAAGUGAAUUAAAAAAAGCGAAGGUAUUCUUGAAACGUGCUCCAAAUGAAAUCAGAAUCAAUGCAUACAACUCAAUGAUAAUGUCAUUGCACCGAGCAAAUAUGGACAUUCAGUUCAUUCUUGAUCCUUAUUCAUGCUUAAUGUACUGUGUGGAUUACAUCAACAAAUCUGAAAACGGAAUGUCUAAACUUUUAAGAGAAGCAUUGAAUAAGUUAAAAAAAGGCAACAGCACAGUCAAAGAGCGUCUUAUAGUUAUUGCAAAUAAAUUUUUGAAUUCAAGCGAAAUUUCAGCACAAGAAGCUGUUUAUCAUAUUUUAAGUAUUCCACUGUCAAUUAGUAGCAGAAGCACUGUAUUCAUUAAUACAAAUAGAC
Molecule: messenger RNA, 3247 nt
Organism: Rotaria socialis
Lineage: Eukaryota; Metazoa; Rotifera; Eurotatoria; Philodinida; Philodinidae
Source: the annotation of a GenBank genome assembly